Molecule: messenger RNA, 4012 nt
Organism: Notodromas monacha
Lineage: Eukaryota; Metazoa; Arthropoda; Ostracoda; Podocopida; Cyprididae
Source: the annotation of a GenBank genome assembly
UAACUUGUGUAUUUGGUAGGUUGCUUCCCGAUUUGUAGUGAGAGUGUGUGUGUGAGUGGAUCCGUGGCAUGUCUUCAAAGAUGCGCAAGUCUUCGCAUCUGUUUGUCAAGGAAUGGGAAGACGAUUACAAAACUAGGCUGUUGGAAAGUCGGAAGAAAAAGCACGAUGUUCGCCAACUUGCCACCGAAUGCAACGAACUAGCUGCUCUUCAUGUCAAAGUCCAGGAGCAAUCCGCUCGCAACUUAGAAGUAAAAUUAGAGGAACGAUUGCAUGAACUUGAGUUCUGGAGACAGGAGCUCGAUGUUGCUGUGGAACAGUUGCAACUUGGGACCAAAGUUCUGGAAGAUGUUAUUCCAAUGCUUUUUGCCGAAGUUCGGAAAUGCGAGGAUCAACGCGCCCUUGCUUUAUACCGUCAGAAACUGAGAUCAGAGAGACCUACCACAGAGAAUGUUCUUGAUGACCCAAGAUCUGCCUUGAUGGUUGAAUUUGAUCUUGCGGAUGCUGAAGUACGCAAUUUGAAGUUCGCAGUUUCUGAGUCGCAGGAGAAAAUCAGGAUGGGUAAGAAACUUGCCUACCUUGUUGACAAACUGCUUGCAACGAGACAAGAAACUGAAAAUGUGGACAAGCUUUGCAAAGAACUGCGUACAGAUUCCUCUGCUCUGGCUGCCUUGAACUCUCACGGAGAAUUCGAAUCGUUGCUCUCGACAAGAUCGUGGAUAGUGUGGAACCAAUCUCUGGCAGAAGCUGCCAAAAGACAUGCUCAGCUUUUGAGAUUGAUGAAAGACCACUGGUUGGCAGAAAUUGCGAGAAUUGGGGAAGCUCGUCGAUCUGCGCUACGUGACACUGAGCUGUUUCUUGAUGCCAGAAUUAAGGAGAUUCGUGUUGCCAAAGAUCAGAUUAUGACGGAGCAUUCCCAGUUGGUUGGAGAAGUGACCAGAGCCGAGCAUGGCGCUGAAACCCUGAGGAAGUCCCUGGUGGAUCUCGAGAAGAUGAAGAAGCUUACUGUUGGUCGUUUAGCACUGCGAUCCCAUCGUCCGAGACAUGAACUCACUCACGAUGGCGUCCUUGAUGCACUCAAAAUUGAGCUGCUCCAAGUGAACUCCCUCAUUGCCAAAGAGCAAGAACUGCUUGCCAAACACGAGCGAAAACUGUCGGGACUCCGUCAAGAGAUUCAACUCCUGGAGGAACAGGUCAGAGACAAGGGAGACGCCUUGGCCAUUGAGGAGAGUGUCGUAUUUUUCACAUUUAAUCUUUUGAAGUCGAGCGCGUGUCAGCCAUUGAUGAAUUUCCAUGCGGUUGAGGCCAGCAAGGUCGAAGUACAAUCAAAACUGAUCAGUCAGGUGAUUUUCAUUCCUGGAUUGAAGCCAAGGAAUGUAUUUCCGGUUGCUACCAUGAAGGAUCUGAAGAGCAUUUCCUCAUUCCUUCAAAAAAUCACCGUGAAAAAUAUUUCCGUGGAAUCGCAGAAGGUCAGCAGAUGGUUGACCAUCGACAUCCGUGAAAUCGUCGUCAACUGCGGCGGGAUCAUCAGACUGUCGAACUUCCAAAAUGCGUUUUUCCGUCGGUUUGGAAAAUACGUCAACGUGAAGCAUGAGGGUUUCCAGAACCUUGAAAUGCUGAUUGAAGCCAUUCCCGAUUUAACGGUCUACAAAGACGUGAUUUACAUCAUCAGUGUUGGAGCUGCUCCUGAGGCUAAAAAACGGUGUAGAAGGCAUCAACAGCAACCAUCAAAAGGAGAAAUUGAAAACGGUGGUUUCUUUUUAAAUAAGGAAGCCGAGGAAGAUAUCGAUUUAGUCAUCAAACGAUUAACGGAGAUUAUCAAGGUCGGUGUGCUGUUGACUGAGCGGCAAGUUGCCAACCGGUAUUUCAAGCUGUACAAGUCUACUGUUCCUGGAGACUUCGUGGGUCUACUUCCUGCGCAAGUUGGGUCUUGUCGGGCCAGUGCUAACCCGAAAAAUUGGAUUGUUGACUAUGUGAAGAUGACCGAGGAAAGUUUCGCUUACGGUUCGGUGUCCCGCGAGGGAACGACAGCAGAUCCGGAAAAGCCGCCGGAAGAGAUCAGCGAUGAAUCGAUUGUCGUUAAAAUCGAAGCGAUUCGUCAACAUCGAGGCCACGUCCGAACCGGGAGCUCUGUGGAGGAUCACCCGCCGUUGUACGCCAAAGACAGCGCUUACUUGAUUUCUGAACGGAGCCCGAGUCGACAACGUCAGCUUCUGGCAGAGAACUGCAAUCUCGUCAUCGUCGCAGUCACGCUUUGCUUUUUGGGAGUCGGACUGGUGGUGACGGGAAUCUUCGUGGAAUCGCUGUCAUUGGAGCACCUGAGAAGCUUUGUAUUCUACAUCGCAGGUGCGAUUUGCCUCAUCCCGGGUGUUUACCACAUGGUCUACAUCUUCUGCGCACUUCGCGGCAAACAAGGCUACAACCUCGCUAACCUCCCAGUUUUCAACUGGACCUGAAGACACCAAUUUUUGUUGUUGGACGCGAUGUUUCGCACUUAGUCAUUUUUAUUUUUAUUUUUGCGCUAUUGCAAUAUGCAGCUCAUCGAAAUACUGUAUUCUCCUUCCCAAUGAUUUUUAAAAUCUAAUUUCUGGACACACGAUUUCUUAUCGGUGCCGCUUCAGUGUGUCAGGUGUGAAAAACUGUUCAUAUGUUUACGAAUGACUACUUAAUCCGCUACAAGAACCAACAUAUAACUCAAAUUACUCCAGUACUGUAUUCAUGGCCCGAGUCCCGGGAAAUUUUAUUUUAGAAUUUAUCGACCUAUUCUUGUGAAAAAUAUCGUUUCCGUGUAUUUCCCUCGAAUGCAGAUUCAAGUCUGAAUUUCUUGUAAUGCUGUGUCUGCUUUUAUGUGUUGGGCUGAAGCAGUGCAGCCAAACUCAUAUGUGGCCAAGGGCCACAUCAAUACAUUUUUUGUGGCAAAGGGCCAUAUUGCAGAGGUCCCUGCAGGCCCCGUAGCCAAUAAUGUUUGAGUUUCCAAAUUUUCCCCCUUGAAAAUGAAAAGUUUCAAAUGCAUUAUUCUGCUGUGCAUUGAAUUCCAAGCAUAGCCUCAUGGAAGUUUUGAAGGGCGAGCAGCAUACUGCAUUCUAAAAUUAAUAUUUGAAUGCAAAUUUUGCCUGCCAACUUUCUUGAAAAUUAUAGGGCGCGUGACAGAUGAAGUGUCUCUCCGGGCCGGCCGUAUGUGAGCAGCGCUGUGCUGAAGUAACGUUCAACCCUAAAAUAAUUUAAACUAGGAAACAUUCCUCUUUUCGCACAAUUCCCUGAGCGUGUUGAAUGAGUGUUUCAUUUGAGAAACUGUUAUGCCACCCAAAAGAAGUCUCUCUGUCCCUGGAAUUUCUGAAUAUAUUAUUUCUUUACUGCUGCUACUUCGGUCAGGAUAUGAAGCCUUUCUAUGGCGAAAGAUGACAAAUUUUUAAGCCACAGAAAAAAGGCUGAAGGCAGAUUUUGCAGUAGAGGACUUAUUCAGUGCACAAGGGAAUUGCGUGACACACUGAACCUGCACAGUUUUCUGUUAGAUGAAUCUGACCUUUUUUUGUUGCAGAUUUGGUACUUCUUUUUUUAAGAAUGCAUUAGUGACAGACUGAAGCUGAAAUGCUACAAUGAUGUAUUUUAAUGAAAAUCCGUUGGAUUUCACUAAAUUUCGGCGAUUUCCUGAGCGCUCAGAGAGGGAUUGGAGAUGUUCAGAUAUCGUGGUGAACGAGUAAAACUUGGAAAGCAUCCGGUUGUUCAGGCGAAGGUCCUUUUGAAUCUGUCGGAAAUUUGGGUCAGCUGCAGAUGCAAUAGCUUUUUUUUUUGUUACUAAUCGGCACACAGUCGAUAUGUGAUUUUCGGAAUACGAAGAUUCAUUCCUGGAUGGUGUGUGCACUGCACUGUGCGACGGAGCCAGAUAAGCCGAUGUGAGGAUUAUGUGUCGCUUUUGUGGGUUGUGGCCUCUGUCCUACGUUUUUGUAACUUGAGUUGUGGGCAUUUUACUCCAGCGAGUGAAAAGAAUAUAUUUGUGUUUUGUGGAUCACGAAAA